AUGAAAUGGUGUGCCCCUAAUGAAUUUCCAAUUCUAAGUGCACUUACAGUUACAGUUAGUGGUACUCAUCCACAAUCAGCAUCACUACAACCAAUGCUUGGAAAGUCACUUAAAACUAAUUACCAAAACAUGGAAUCCAAAAGACCUCUUAUUAACAGAAACGAAGAAGAAGAUAUAGAGUUGGCUACAAAACGAACGACUCCAUAUGAUACAUCACCAGAAUGCAAAUCUGAAUCAGAGAAUAUUCACAGUAUUAAACAAUCUACUCGUCCACAAAGAAGACCAUCUUUAUUUCAUCGGAAAGCAAUCUUGAUUUUUACUAACAUUGUCGCUGUUAGUGUAAUAACUAUCAUUAGUAUUAUAAUAUGGGUAGUUUUCAUCAAAAAGGCCGAAACAACAAUUAAUACAACUAUAGCUACAACUGAUGCAUCGACAACAAAAACCGCAAUGGUUACAACGUCGACAAUAUCAACAACAAUGCUUACUACGUCGACAACGACAACAACAACGCUUACUACGUCGACAACGACAACAACAACGCUUACUACGUCGACAACGACAACAACAACGCUUACUACGUCGACAACGACAACAGCAACAACAACAAUGGUUACAACGUUGACAAAAAAAAACGCAAUAGUUACAACGUCGAUAAUAAAGACAACAAUGCUUACAACCGCGACAACAAAAACAACAAUGAUAACAACAUCAACAACAGAAAUAACAAUGAUUACAACUUCUGAAACAAUGUUUACAGCGUCGACAACAAAAACAGCAACGGUUACAACAUCGACAACAGAAACAACAAUGAUCAUAACGUCGGCACUAGAAACAACUAUGCUUACUAUGUCGACAUCAAAAACAACAAUGAAUGUCUCAAAAUUCAACAAAUGGAAACAAAAUGCCAUUACUGUAGCUGGUAAAGAUGGACGAGGACAUCAAUUAAAUCAACUCAGUUGCCCUGAAGGAAUCCUUAUCGAUAAAAACAAAAAUAUUUUCAUUGCUGAUCGUUGGAAUGAUCGUAUUGUUGAAUGGAAAUAUAACGCAAAAGAAGGACUAGUCAUUGCAGGUAGAAAUGGGCAAGGAAAUCGAACGGAUCAAUUGUAUUGGCCAACAGAUCUGAUUGUUGAUCAACAAAAUCAUUCAAUUAUCAUUGCUGAUAAAGGGAACAAACGCGUGAUCCAAUGGUUGAAUCAAAAUCAACAAAUUCUCAUUAACAAUAUUAACUGUUAUGGUUUGGCAAUAGAUAAACAUGGAUUUCUUUAUGUUUCUGAUUGUGAAAAGAAUGAAGUGAGACGAUGGAAAAUGGGAGAAUACGACAACGAAGGAAUUGUAGUGGCAGGUGGAAAUAGACAAGGAGAUAAACUCAAUCAACUCAGCUGUCCUAUGUUUAUCUUUGUUGACGAAGAUCAAUCUAUUUAUGUAUCCGACAGCCACAAUGAUCGUGUAAUGAAAUGGAGAAAAGAUGCAAAAGAAGGAACGAUUGUCGCUGGAGGAAAUGGUAGAGGAGAAAAUCUCAAUCAAUUAUCUGAACCUCAUGGAGUAGUUGUUGAUUAUUUGGGUGAAAUUUAUGUGGCAGAUUGUAAUAAUCAACGAGUAAUGCGUUGGCGUGAAGGAAAAGAAAAAGGUGAAACUGUUGUUGGUGGAAAUGGUGAAGGAGAUCAAUCAAAUCAAAUGAAUUGUCCCACUGGUUUAUCUUUUGAUGAUGAAGGCAAUCUUUACGUUGCUGAAUAUUGGAAUCAUCGAAUUCAAAAAUUUGAAAUAGUUUUUUUAUUAUCGACUAUUACUAUUACUACUACUACCGCUGCUGAUGCAGAUAUUGGACUUCAAACACGACAAGGAAUUAUAUAUGGCCAACUAACUCAAUAUUCAAAUGAGUAUUUAGGAAUCCAAUAUGCUACAGCAGAUCGAUGGAAACCGCCAGUUGAUCUUGCAUCUGAAUCAUUUCCGCAUGGUUCAUUUCAAGCAAAAUCAUUUGGUCCAUGUUGUCCUCAAUCAGAGGCUGGAGUUGUUAUACCUAUGCAAAAUGAAGAAUGUUUAUAUCUCAAUAUUUAUACACCAUUGAAUACAACAAAUCGAUCUUUAUUACCGGUUCUUGUUUGGAUUCAUGGAGGUGGCCUUCAAGUUGGCUGUACAUCACAAAGUAUUCCUGUUUUAUAUAAUGGUACAAAUAUAAUUGCUAAUUCACCUCCACAACAAUCAGCUAUUAUCGUAACUAUUAACUAUAGAUUAGGUGUCUUAGCUGAUAUGUACUUGACUGAAUUAAUUCAAGAAAAUCCAACAACAUGGCCAACAGCUGGCAAUUAUUAUUAUCUAGACAUGCUAUCAGCAUUACGUUGGAUCAACAUCAAUAUUCGUGAUUAUGGUGGUAAUCCUAACAAUAUCUUACUAUUUGGAGAAAGUGCUGGAGCCAAUGCUGUUAUUGAUAUUGGUGCAUUAAAAGGAUCAUCGAAUCUCUAUCAACAUGUUAUAUCACAAUCAGGUGGAGGUGGAUUUCAUUCCUAUUAUUCGAAUACUAGCGAUGCUAUCAUAGAAUCAAACAAGAUUGUUCAACGAAUGAAUUGUACAAAUGAUAAAAGUCAAACUGUGUUAUCAUGUUUACGUAAUUCCUCGAUUUCCGAUUUACUUACAGCGUAUGGUGCUCGUCAAACAAAAGUAAUUGUUGAGGGAUAUUUUCUACCAUUUUACCCACCAUUAGCAAUUAAAAAAGGAACAUAUAAUCAAAACAUCAAUAUGAUCAUUGGUCGAAAUGAAUAUGAAUCGCCAAUGUGUUUUUCCACUCCUGAUAUGAAUUCUUCUUCAGCUAAAGCACUUGUCAUUCCAGGUAUAGGACAAAAAUGGGCAGAUUUACUUUUUGAUGCUACUCAAAUGAAUACCUGUUCAGCAGACAGAAACUCUACAAAUCGUUGCUGUGAUAUGAUUCGUUUACUUCUAACAGAUCUUGUACUUGAUUGUAGUGCUCGUCGUAUAUACAAUAGUUUGUAUGAAAAAAACAAUCAACAAAAAUUAUUUUGGUAUCAUAUGGAUUGUAAUCCUGGAAUAUGUCCUCCAAAGUCAAUCGAAGAAAUGGGCGGUCUUUGUAUUCAUACAGCAGAACUUCCAUAUGUAUUUGGGACUAUGAGUGAUAUGUAUUCGACAAAUUUACAUAACUGCACAUGGGAUAAUGACACAAAGACAUUUUCUAAUCAAAUAAUUUCACAUUGGAUCAAUAUGGCUGCAACAGGAGAACCAUUGAAGCAAUGGCCAAGUUAUCAUCCAUCAUCGCCAAAAUAUUUUAAGAUCACACCUCAUCAUGACUUUUUACCUUUUUUAUCAGAUAGGGAUUGUUCAAUAAUUGAUCAAUUUGAAAAGGAAGGAAUUAUGCUCAUGUUUGGAGAUUCUGGAAAUUAUAGCUCAAGAAACUACGGAGCUACAAUUAUAACAAUGGCAUUCGUCAUGCUCUUAUAUUUGGUUAGAGUUGAUUGUCUAUGUCAUCAUUUUUAA
Messenger RNA from Adineta steineri, 3483 nucleotides. NCBI's taxonomy places the organism in Eukaryota, Metazoa, Rotifera, Eurotatoria, Adinetida, Adinetidae. The record is from the annotation of a GenBank genome assembly.